Molecule: messenger RNA, 630 nt
Organism: Cladophialophora immunda
Lineage: Eukaryota; Fungi; Ascomycota; Eurotiomycetes; Chaetothyriales; Herpotrichiellaceae
Exons: 2
Coding region: 1-630 (209 amino acids)
Source: RefSeq, a predicted model, not a curated record
AUGUCGAUUUGCAAGCCCCGGCCCACUGUGUUCACCGAGUCACCCACGAUUUCUGUGACUGCAUCGGGAACGUCGUGGGAAUCAAGAGUACAUCACAUUCACCGAGCACUCCUCGAAGGUCAAUCGAUGACAUUUUGCAGGAAGCUGACCAACCGAUGCAACAAGAGCGUCCGGAUUACUGUCGGUCCUGAUGUCCGUGAGCGCGAUUUCGGAUGCUUUGUAACAUGGCUUUACAAUCGUGAGAUACCUGAGGAUGAAGUUGUACCUCGUUUCUGUUAUCUCUGGCAGUUGGCCAUACUGCUAGAGUCACAAAACUUCAAAUCCUACCUCGAAGUCAGAGGCAAAGCAUGUUUAAGAGGGUCCGAUUAUCUAUUCCCUGUUGCUACCGGGCUUCUCGAGCUGCUAUUCGAUGACGAUGCAAUCACCCAUCGUGAAUUGUAUGAGUAUCUGAUACAAGGCCUGGCGGACAAGAUUAAUGCCGACGGUUGGGUGCGCUUCAUUACAAAAACUGAUGGUGGAUGGGAGCAUUUCAUGAACCACAAGGAUGAUAAGAAUGGAACCAAGGGAAAGGUUCUGUCUAUGCUCAUGGAACGUUUGGACAAGGGCCAUCAAGAGAACAUGCAAGCCUAG